Messenger RNA from Suillus paluster, 2311 nucleotides. Its product is annotated as Alpha/Beta hydrolase protein. Lineage: Eukaryota; Fungi; Basidiomycota; Agaricomycetes; Boletales; Suillaceae. The record is from RefSeq and is a predicted model, not a curated record. The transcript is spliced from 7 exons. Gene Ontology annotation, molecular function: hydrolase activity. The coding region runs from base 357 to 2249 and encodes 630 amino acids.
CUCCGAACCGCUUCCGCGGGCAUUACAAAGGCUUGUCAGCUUUGCUUUCUGUAGCGUACAUGAUUCAACAGUCGGCAGAUCAGUGACAAGCAAGGUCUAUGAUGCCGACGAAAUCGGCGCUUUCCAAGUGUGAUUGUCAUCAUUUGAUCGUCCUCGAUCACGUGAUCACCGAUUUCGGAUUAUCAUCAUGGAGCGGAGUCAGAGUUCAUCCGAUGAACUUGCAGACAAUUGUCCUGAUGCUCUGACCAGCAAGACUCUGACCAUUUGGUUCAUCACAUUUGCGGAUCUUGGAACCCAUUCACUGACUCCUCCAAUAUUUGUUUGACCGUCUGAGAUUGUAGCGUUGUCCAUCAAAGAUGUUCCGGGAUUCAUUACGACUUCUACAUCAUGGCGCCAAUGCCAGUUCCCCCGUGGUAACCAAUAAACCAUCUAUCGUAACUCUUCUACGGGAUUAUGACUCCCCUGGCGUCUUCCCAAUGUCUGCCCGCAUUGACCGGAAUCUCAAAGCAACGAAUGGCUUCACCAUGAAAGUUUGGGACGCAUGGAAAUAUCCUGUCUUCGCAUUAAAUAAAGUAUCAUCCCUAGCUCUUGAUGUUAUAUCUCAUCACGUUUGGGGCCCGCGCAGGAAAUCAUGGGGUAUUGAGAUGACUAUCCUCACUAGUCUUAUGCGAGAUGUCUCGAGGCAUUCCGCACUGGCAGAUAUCGCUAUGGUUCGCAAGGCAAUGGAUAUCGGGGGGCUAGUUCCCUUGCCCUCAGACGCUUUAGUCACUCCAGUGACUUUCCGUGUGCGUAAACGCAACCUUCGUGGUAUACUGGAGACUUUGGAUGCAAUGGAAGACGAAAAACGUGAACUUUCUGGGGAGUGGAUAAUCGGGAAGAGGCUCUGGCAAUCUUUGCAAUCAGAUUACAAGUCCACUCGCCAAGCAGGCGAAGGGGAUAACCUUGUUAAUCAGACGAAAAUCGAUUAUGAUCUUCGAAAAGGGCAAUCUCGAGUCAUCCUCUACAUCCAUGGCGGAGCAUAUUACUCGUCUAGCGCAGCAGCGCAAAGGAUGCUGACCAUACCACUGUCAAAAUAUACCAACGCACGCGUAUUUGCUGUCGAUUAUCGGCUCGCCCCGGAAACAGUUUUUCCUGGCCAGCUGCACGACGUGGUUAGCACCUACUUCCGCUUGACGGAUGACUUGCGCGUGCCGCCAGAAAAUUUAGUUGUAGCAGGCGACAGUGCGGGUGGCGCACUAGGCCUCGCACUCCUGCUCUAUCUGCGAGACAAUGGUUACACUCUUCCGGGCGGCGCGAUGUUAUUCUCCCCUUGGGUUGACUUGACCUUGAGCUGCGAAUCGUGGGAUACUAACGCUGACUAUGACAUCAUUCCUACGCCUGGUCCAACCGGUCACCUGCACCCCGUUGUAAUGUAUCUAGGCGAUGGAUUCGAGCGGUACAUUACCCACCCAUACGCCAGCCCACUAUUUGGCAAACUCGAUGGACUACCGCCCAUGCUUAUUCAAUGUGGCGAUGCAGAGGUUCUGCAUGAUGAGAUCGUACUUCUCUCACACAAAGCUUCACUGGCUGGUGUCCAGGUUCAGUUGGAGACCUACGAGGAUGCUAUUCAUGUUUUUCAGGCAUUUCCUUUCUUGAGUGUUGCAACGACCGCCUUCAUCUCUUGUCGCGAAUUUGUGCGGUACAGGUUGCCUCACAUCCAAAGCCACACGCCUCAAGUUUUGGAUAACGUCACUGAGUUUUGCCUUGAGAACGACACGGAUAACGAUAACGUCCGUGUUGUCCGUGGCGAUGGUGUGGAGACUAACUCGGGAUGGCAAGAAGUUCAAGAACAGAUGGCUCGAGAAAUUGUUGAUACGAGUUACGAAGUGCGAUUGAGCCCAGCAGUACCUCCAAGCUGGGGCCGUACUUGGUUGGAUUUGGCGCCAACCCCCAAUUUCAGCGGUAGCGAAUUAGAACCCACUACGCCUUGUGAGACUGUCGCCGAUCCAUCUCGAAUUCUUCGGCAUGCGGCGUCCACCCCAGCUCUUCGUCGAAUGCAGUCUGCACUCUCUGUUUUCUCGGAGAAAUCAGCCGCAUCCCAAUAUUCGGAGGAUUGGCCUACUCGUCGCAAAAAAUUCACAUUGUCACCCACACCGACUCGUCCUUCAUCUCCCUCCGAACCCUCAAGCAUCAGUCUCUCCAAUAUUCCUGCUUUCGCGACAUCUUGGGCCGCUAUGACAUCUGUUGCCUCGACUGCCUAUCUUGUAUAGUACCGCCUUAUAUGGGCAAUAUCGUUUUCACCGUUUGAUUCGCAUACAUUCCAGUCCAGAUA